This is a messenger RNA of Caenorhabditis elegans, 1213 nucleotides long. It is a transcript of the gene Y106G6E.1, whose product is annotated as Protein kinase domain-containing protein. The record is from RefSeq and is marked reviewed. Lineage: Eukaryota; Metazoa; Nematoda; Chromadorea; Rhabditida; Rhabditidae. Gene Ontology annotation, molecular function: transferase activity; protein serine/threonine kinase activity; ATP binding. Bases 1 to 1146 code for a protein of 381 amino acids. The transcript is spliced from 7 exons.
AUGCCAAACAUCUAUAGAACUACUGAUGAAAUUGUCGCUCAACGAUUGGAGGAUGGAAAAGAUAUGCAUCUCAAUCUUCAUCAUAUGAAUCUGUUUGCUACUGGAGCAUUUUCCAAUGUCUACCGUGGAGUUGCUCAAACAGAAUCCAAUCAGGAAAUCGAUAUUGUGAUCAAAAAGACCUGGCCGCGUCACAAAGGAUGUCCAAUGGAAGUGAAGAUUCUUGGACAGUUGGGAAAGUUGAAGCAUCGGAAUAUUGUUCGUUUGUUGUACAGCUAUCAGAAACAACAUGAAGGUCGUAUUUGUCUUGCUCUGAUUUUCGAGUACAUUCCAUUGAAUCUUUAUCAGUUUCUAAAAGACAAAAACCGCCGGAUUGACAUUGUAGAAGUGAAGCUUAUUGUCUGGCAAUUGUUUCGAGGACAAGCACAUUUGGAGAAGGCUGACAUUUGUCACAGAGACAUCAAGCCUCAAAAUCUACUCUACAACGCCGAAACAGGUCUGCUGAAAAUAUCUGAUUUUGGCUCAUCGUCCAUCCAAUCUACAAAAUCACCACAGCAAAGUUAUCAUGUCACGAGAUACUACAGACCACCAGAAUUGAUUUUAGGCUCCAAGUACUAUGGAUGCAAAAUUGACACGUGGUCUUGCGGAUGUGUAUUUGGAGAGCUACUGAAAGGCGGAAUCAUCUUGGCUGGAAAAUCAUCGAACAAUCAAGCGGAGGUCAUUUUCGAUAUGCUCGGAUACCCAACAGAUUCUGAUGUGUCAUCAAUGAAAGUGAGCAGCACGAAGUUGCAGGAAGUUUUGGAUUCAUAUGAAUAUAAUAAAUCGAAGACAACUGCCGACUUGACUUAUCUCUACACACAGACAGUCAUUUAUCAGAAGGAUCGGAGAACUACAGUCUAUAAUACGAAAAUUGAGCAAGAUGACAUGAAAGAGUCAGUAGCAGUUCUUCUUCAAAUCCUUGUCUACAAUCCGAACAAGCGUCUCUCUGGAAUUGAGAUUCUCACUCAUCCGUACUUUAAUGUGUUAUUCAACGAGAAAACGGUGAGAUUCAAUAAAAAGAAGAUUUUGUGUCUUUCUGCAGUCGACUUACAAUCCGUGAAAUCUGGAGAUACAACUUUGACGAAUGAAUCGGUUGAGCAGACGAGUUGAAUUCGAGAAAAGAGCACUGAUAUUUAGAUUAUCAAUUUUGUAAUAUAUGAACAGUUCUGAAUGGGGU